AGCGCGAUGGCGGCGGAGGGGGGCCGGCGCCAGGAGCAGGAGGAGGACGAAGAAGGCGCGCGGCGGCAGCGGCAGCAGAGUCCGGAGCGAGACGGAGAAGGAGGAGCGGAGCAGAGUCCGGAGCAGAGGAAGCGGCGGAGGCUGAGGCCUGGCUGCUCCUGCUGGGCGCGGGGGGUCUGGGCCUGGAGCAGCAGCGGCAGCAGCAGCAGCGGAGCCUCGCGGGCCAAGAUCGCCAGCCUCCUCGCCGAGCCAUGAGCCAAGGCAGCGGAGGAGGAGGCGGCGGCGGCGGGGAGCCGGAGGCCAAGGCCCUCCACACCAAGAGGCUCUACCGAGCCGUGGUAGAAGCAGUGCAUAGACUGGACCUGAUUCUUGGAAACAAGGCGGCUUACCAAGAGGUUUUUAAGCCGGAGAACAUCAGCCUGAGGAACAAGCUCCGCGAAUUGUGUGUGAAGCUGAUGUUCCUGCACCCGGUGGAUUAUGGGAGGAAAGCCGAGGAAUUGCUAUGGAGGAAGGUUUACUAUGAAGUCAUCCAGCUCAUCAAAACAAAUAAAAAGCACAUUCAUAGCCGCAGUACCCUGGAGUGUGCCUACCGGACUCACCUCAUUGCUGGCAUCGGGUUUUAUCAGCACCUUCUUCUCUACAUCCAGUCUCACUAUCAGCUAGAGCUGCAGUGCUGCAUCGACUGGACUCAUGUUACGGAUCCCCUCAUAGGUUGUAAGAAACCGGUCUCUGCGUCGGAGAAGGAGAUGGAGUGGGCUCAGAUGGCCUGCCACCGGUGUCUGGUUUACCUGGGAGAUUUAGCUCGGUAUCAGAAUGAAUUGGCAGGUGUGGAUACAGAAUUGCUGGCCGAGAGAUUCUACUAUCAAGCCCUUUCUGUUGCGCCACAAAUUGGUAUGCCUUUUAACCAACUUGGGACACUGGCUGGGAGCAAAUACUACAAUGUGGAAGCCACGUACUGCUAUUUGCGCUGUAUCCAGUCUGAAGUGUCCUUUGAAGGUGCUUACGGGAACCUCAAGCGCCUGUAUGACAAGGCUGCCAAAAUGUACCACCAGCUAAAGAAAUGUGAAACAAGGAAACUGUCACCGAGCAAAAAAAGGUGUAAAGACAUUAAGAGGUUGCUGGUGAGCUUCAUGUACUUGCAGAGCCUCCUGCAGCCAAAGAGCAGUUCUGCAGAGUCCGAGCUGACGUCUCUCUGCCAGUCAGUCCUGGAAGAUUUCAAUCUCUGCCUCUUCUACUUGCCCUCCUCGCCCAACAUGAGCUCCACCAAUGAGGAGGAAGAGGAGUGUGAGAAUGGGUACUCCUUCCUGCCCGACCUCCUCAUCUUCCGGAUGGUGGUUGUUUGCCUGAUGAGUGUCCACAGCCUCAAGAGAGCAGGUUCCAAGCAGUAUAGUGCAGCCAUUGCGUUUACGCUGGCCCUCUUUUCACACCUCAUCAACCACGUCAACAUUCGCUUGCAAGCCGAGCUGGAAGAAGGCGAGAGCCCGGUUCCAGCCUUCAGGAAUGACGGCGCAGAGGAUCCAGAAGCCCGUGAACCGCUGAACACCAUCGAAAGAGAAGCCGAGGCUGACUUAGCCAACCACCGGCCUAGUGAGGAGCAGAAGAAGGGCGAAAGCAAAAAGGGAAAGAAAUAUUCGCGCCUCUCUUGCCUCCGACGCCGGCGCCAUGCCCAGAAGGUGGACGAGAGCGAUCUGAGCGAGGGCUUCGACUCUGACUCCAGCCCCGAUUCCACCAAAGGGAGCGAUGGCUCAGAAACGGGAUCGGAGAAGAGCGAUGAGGAGGCCGAGACGGCGUUCGACGUAGAGACUGACUCGGACAUGAACAGCCAGGAGUCCCGCUCAGACCUGGAGGAUAUGGAAGAUGAGCCAGAGGCCGAUGGGAGUGGACAAGCCAGGCCCAUGAAAAAUGGCGCCAGGGAGGCUUUGGGUGGCGAAAGCGGGGGCCGGCUGGUGGACUUGAAAAGCCCUGGCGUUGCCAAGACUGAGGCCCCAGAGCCUGUCGCCAAUGGGCCGGGCUCUUUGGGGACCAGUGACGCCAGUAUAGCCAGCAACCUCCAGGCCAUGUCCACCCAGCUCUUCCAGACCAAGCGUUGCUUCCGACUGGCCCCCACUUUCAGUAACGUCCUCCUCAAGCCAAACUGUGACCUGCCUGCGCAGAAAGAGGAGGCUGGCAGCAAACCAUGCGUUAAUGGAGAUGUGGACAAGCCCAGUGUGGCCGAGCCAGAUGACGUUUCUGAGUCAGAAGAAAGCAUCUCCAGUAGCAAAUCCUGCCGGAAUGAGCGCUCUCUCCAAGAGAAGCUGGAGAUCAUAACCAAUGAGGGGUUGCUCCCGACCGUCAAGGUGUUCCUGGACUGGCUGAGAACCAACACUGACCUCAUCAUUAUGUGUGCGCAGAGUUCUCAGAGUUUAUGGAACCGGCUCUCUGUCCUUUUGAACCUCCUUCCUUCGGCUGCGGACCUGCAGGAUUCAGGGCUCUUACUCUGCAACGAGGUGAAGAGCAUGCUGCCCGGAUGUGAACAUCCAGAGCUGAGUGCCUGCUUGCUUCUCCCAGAGGAUGUGGCCCUCCGCAACCUUCCCCCGUUGAAGAACGCGCACAAGAGGUUCAAUUUUGAGCAGGAGAGGCCUUCACUCACAGAAGUGGAGGAGUCCGUGGUCCGCAUCUGUUGCGUUCGAAGCUUCGGCCACUUCAUCACCCGCUUGCAGGGCAGCAUCCUGCAGUUCAACUCCGAGGUUGGGAUCUUCAUCAGCAUUGCUCAGUCGGAGCAAGACGGCAUGCUCCAACAGGCCCAGGCCCAGUUCCGGAUGGCGGCAGAGGAGGCUCGCCGGAACCGGCUCAUGAGGGACAUGGCUCAGCUUCGGCUGCAGCUGGAGGUGUCACAGUUGGAGGGGAGCCUUCAGCAGCCCAAAGCCCAGUGUGUGAUGUCUCCUUACCUGGUCCCAGAUACCCAGGCCCUUUGCCAGCAUCUCCCCACCAUCAGGCAACUGGCUGCCAGCGGGCGAUUUAUUGUCAUCAUCCCACGGACAGUAAUUGAUGGCCUAGACUUCCUGAAGAAGGAGAACGCAGGGGCUCGCGACAGCAUCCGAUACCUAGAGGCGGAAUUUAAAAAGGGAAACAGGUACAUUCGCUGCCAGAAAGAAGUGGGGAAAAGCUUUGAGAGGCACAAGCUGAAGAGGCAAGAUUUAGAUGCUUGGAGUCUCUAUAAGAUACUGGACAGCUGCAGACAGUUGACAACCUCGCAGGGAGGCAGUGAGGACGACACGACCGGGAUGGUGACCAUCAUUACAGGCUUCCAGCUGGACGACCUGAGUAAACUUUCUGCCCCCAUGCAGUCUGCCAUCCAAGCUGCAGCCAACGCCAGCGUCGAAAUCAAGAACGUCCUGGAGUUCUUCAAGCAGUGGAAGGAGAUGGGUUGAGGAGAGAAGACGCCGCUGGGUUGGUCAAAGCUCCGUCUCCCCGUCCUCGGAGGACGUGUGCAGCGUUGGAACGAAAAAGAAGUCAAACCACAGGCGACAUUUGGACACGAAGCAGCCACCUCCAGAAACAAGCAGCCGGGGGGCGUGCGCAUGAAACACGCACAUCGAUCCAUACACACAUACGGACACACGGACCAGGCACGCCCCACAGCCCGCCGUCGCCUCCCCUGCCAUGGAACUGGGGGCAUCUGUGGUGGGCAACAGAAACCCGCUCUGAGAAGAGAGAUGCGUCUCAACAAGGAGCAUGGAGAGACCGUCUCCUUUCUCCCAGCUGAUGGGGGACGAUGGGGUGGACUGCUGGGGGGCCGCCAGGGGCUUCAUUCAUCUCCGUUGGGGGGGAAAGCUUGCUUGGUUUCUCAUGUUCCGAAAUCCGCAGGCCGCUUUUUGCCUGUGUGUGCGUGUGUGUGAAACGAAACAAAACAAAAAUCUCAUCGUGGU
Molecule: messenger RNA, 3908 nt
Organism: Sceloporus undulatus (fence lizard)
Lineage: Eukaryota; Metazoa; Chordata; Lepidosauria; Squamata; Phrynosomatidae
Gene: SMG5
Product: SMG5 nonsense mediated mRNA decay factor
Exons: 22
Coding region: 252-3410 (1052 amino acids)
Biological process (GO): nuclear-transcribed mRNA catabolic process, nonsense-mediated decay
Cellular component (GO): telomerase holoenzyme complex
Molecular function (GO): telomerase RNA binding; protein binding; telomeric repeat DNA binding
Source: RefSeq, a predicted model, not a curated record